AUGAUUCCUUAAUAGCCGUUUGUUCCGAUGCCUUAUUAUUAUCCUAUGGUCCCUGUGCCAACUAUCCCUUAAGGGACACCAUAGAUGAUGAUGAUGCCUAAUUAAUUUAACAAUGCAAAUUAAUCUUUGGCAAACAAUUAAAAUGAUUAAAUGAAUGGUAAUUAUAAUAGUUCAGGAGCUGAUAGGAAAAGGGCUUAAAGCUAAAAUGAUCUGGAUUUUGAAGACAUAUUAGACAAAGAGAAAUUUAAAUUUGAUUCAGUAAAAAAUAUGAAUAAAAAAGGAGAUUUUUUGAAUUAAGGAUCUUCUCAGUAAAUAUAACCAAACAUUUUCAAACCUGGAAACCAUUCAAGCCAUUUUAAUCCUAAAUCUAUGAAUGAGCUUGUAGUUGAUAAAUAAAAAAAGAAUCAAUAUGCUUAGCUUCUUUAGUAAUAAAUAUAAAUAAAGAAAGAGUUAGAUCAUGAAAAAAAGAUACUUGAUAAUAAACAUAAUUUGUAAUUACACUUAGAGAGACAAAAAAAUGAUAUGAUCAGCUAUAAUAUGCCGAUAAGAGAUCAAUAUGGUAAUAUUUUGUAAUCUAGAGGUUAACCUGGUAAUAGAAAUUAUUAGCUAUAAGAUUGGUUUACUUUUGUGCCAAAUAUAAAUCAAAAAUACAUAUAAGAAGAAGACAUUCCUAUAGUUGAACAAGCAACAUCUGCUUUAAAAUAAAACCUUGCAAAUCCUCAUUCACAUUAAGUUGAUGCGUUCUAUAGAUAAUAGUAAAACUUAAUUAAUUUUGAAAACAAGAAUAAGAGACCAUUACAGUUUAGUUUUUCUAAUGGAUAAUAAAAGCAAUAAAUUACAUUUGAUAAUAACUAUAACCAAAGAUUCAAUAGUUAGUAAGACCUUUAAUACCAAGAUAAUGGACAAUAAUACAAUAAUCGAUUUUAAAAUUAAUAUGAGGAUGAUGAUGAAGAUUAAGAAAAUGAUAAUGGUAAUCAUAGGGUAAGAAUAGUAACACCAACUAAAUAUAAAAGGGCAAAUAGGGGAACAUAGACACCUCAUCUCCCAGACGAACUUAAUUAGUUAUAAAAUUAAUAAAUUGGAGAUCUGUAUCCUAACUUAUUGAGAAAUUCAUCAUUGGCUGAGAUACCUACACAAUCAAGAAUACAAACUGGAUAUAAUAGAAUUCCUUCCUCUGGUUAGCUUUUAGGUAUUCAUCCUUCAUCUGUAAGGUUUACUGAAUAUUUAAAAGGUGAUUAUAAAUAUGCUAAUGAUAUUGAUAAAAUGAGAAAGAGAGAACAGUAUAUUUAACUAUAAAAUGAGUAAAUGAACCAAAUGGAGGAGAAGAAAAGGUAAAAAGAACUUAAUAAAAUAUAAGAAAAGAGAGAAAGGGAUUUAGAUGAUUUAAGAGUGAUGAGAGAGUAGUAGUAGCUUAAUGAAAAAUUCUCACAAGAAUUUUCUAGUGUUCCUGUUGACAGAAGAAAUUUAAAAGAAUCGUUUGUUCCUGAUAUCAAUAAUUAAAAAUUUAGUCAAAGAGGAAAGAAUUUUAAUACUUCUUUCUCAAAUUACGAAGUUUAACAUACUCUAGGAGGCAAAAAAGGAAAAAGGCCAAGAACUCCAAUUGAAGAUGCUAUUAAUCCGUUUUAAGAAAAAGAAAAAUUUAACACCUAAACAUCAUCUUCAAGCAAUCAAAUAAUUAUUCAAGAAAUUCCUUUUAAAGUUAAAGAACAAGUAGGUGAUGCAAUUAGUGGGGAAUUAUCUAAAUUGAGAUCAGAAAUGAGGGCAUCUCAAGGAUUUAUAUAGAAUGAAUUGAGUACUAUUAAAAAAGAUAUAAAUGUAAUAAAUUAGUAAAAGGGUGAGCAAGAAUAAAAGCAAAACAUUCUUUAUAACGAAAUUAACAAAACAAGACUUGUUGACGAAAUUAGGAGAAGAGAACUUGAACAAAGAAUGCUGGAAAAAGAAAGAAGUGAAAGAGAAAAAAUAGAGGAUGAGAUUUCUAAAAACUUGUUAGAAAACCCAGGCUUUACAAGAUAUGAUUUAUAAAAUUAAAAGAAAGUUUUCUUCGAGUUUGAUGAUUAGUAUAACUACGAGCCAGACAGAAUUAACUAAGACAUAGGAAGAAUAUUAAGAGAAGGUGAAUUACCUUCUCAGAAAAUAUAAAUCCACUAUAAUGAUGGAGGUAUCAAUAAAGUCAAUUAUGUCACUUACGAUGAUGGAUUUCAGAAAACAACUAAUGAAAUCCUAAGCAACUAAUAGUAAAAAAUAGAAGAAAGGCUUAAAAAUAUGGGUUUAGGCAAUUUAGAAUAGCCAAAAUCGCUAAGUACAAUCUACUAAAAUUAUUCAACAAAUGCCGAUAGUCUUUCUGAAAAUAAUAAUAACUUCUCUAAGAUUUAUAAAAAUUCCUCACUCACAGAAAUAAACAGACCUAGUGCAGCCAACUCAGACACUGAUGAUAUUUAUAAAGAUUUAAUAAAAGGUAAUUAAGAACAUAGUAAGGUUUUCAAUAAAAAGGAAGACAAUAAAUUAGAUAUAGAAGAUUUCGUAAUGUGGAAUUCUAAAGCUGCUAGAUAUAGGUGA
Tetrahymena thermophila SB210 is the source of this 2556-nucleotide messenger RNA. RefSeq lists its product as hypothetical. The transcript is spliced from 2 exons. NCBI's taxonomy places the organism in Eukaryota, Ciliophora, Oligohymenophorea, Hymenostomatida, Tetrahymenidae. The record is from RefSeq and is a predicted model, not a curated record.